CAAGCCUAUAAAAAACGGGUGGUGCGGCCCUUCUGUCUUUCCAGUCGGGCACUGAGUGGUUUUUCGGAUCAUGUCUGGUAGCUCCGCGGAUUAUAACAGCAGAGAACAUGGCGGCCCAGAGGGAAUGGAGCCCGAUGGUGUCAUCGAGAGCAACUGGAAUGAGAUUGUUGAUAACUUUGAUGAUAUGAAUUUAAAGGAGUCUCUUCUUCGAGGCAUUUAUGCUUAUGGUUUUGAGAAGCCAUCAGCUAUUCAGCAGAGAGCUAUUAUCCCGUGUAUUAAAGGGUAUGAUGUGAUUGCUCAAGCUCAGUCAGGUACUGGCAAGACAGCCACAUUUGCUAUUUCCAUCCUGCAACAGUUGGAGAUUGAGUUCAAGGAGACCCAAGCACUAGUAUUGGCCCCCACCAGAGAACUGGCUCAACAGAUCCAAAAGGUAAUUCUGGCACUUGGAGACUAUAUGGGAGCAACUUGUCAUGCCUGCAUUGGUGGAACCAAUGUUCGAAAUGAAAUGCAAAAACUUCAGGCUGAAGCACCACAUAUUGUUGUUGGUACACCAGGGAGAGUGUUUGAUAUGUUAAACAGAAGAUACCUUUCUCCAAAAUGGAUCAAAAUGUUUGUUUUGGAUGAAGCAGAUGAAAUGCUGAGCCGAGGGUUUAAGGAUCAAAUCUAUGAGAUUUUCCAAAAAUUAAAUACAAGUAUUCAGGUGGUGUUGCUUUCUGCCACAAUGCCAACGGAUGUGUUGGAAGUGACCAAAAAAUUCAUGAGAGAUCCCAUUCGAAUUCUGGUGAAAAAGGAAGAAUUGACCCUUGAAGGAAUUAAACAGUUUUAUAUUAAUGUUGAAAGAGAGGAAUGGAAGUUGGAUACACUUUGUGACUUGUAUGAGACACUGACGAUUACACAGGCUGUUAUUUUUCUCAAUACAAGGCGUAAGGUGGACUGGCUCACUGAGAAAAUGCAUGCCAGGGAUUUCACAGUUUCUGCUCUGCAUGGUGACAUGGACCAGAAGGAAAGAGAUGUUAUCAUGAGGGAAUUCCGAUCAGGGUCAAGCCGUGUUCUGAUCACUACUGACUUGUUGGCUCGUGGGAUUGAUGUGCAACAAGUGUCAUUGGUUAUAAACUAUGAUCUACCUACCAAUCGUGAAAACUAUAUUCACAGGGGUCGAUAGCAGCAGUUGAUGACGAGAUGGCGCUCAGAAACGGCGUUGACGUAAUUUAGGACGUGGAAUCAUAAGCGAAACAGCACACUGUUUGAAUAAAGAGCGAGUCGGUAUUUAUAUUUGUUUUUCUUUUGUCAUGAUUAUUUGAUAUUUUAAGAUGCUCCAGCCAAGGCAUUUUGUAUACUAGCCUAUUAGGUGGUUUGUAUUGUCUGGUUUCUAUCAGGAAGGUUAGAAAGCUGUUUUUGGAGGUAAACACGUUUGAGUAAUUUCAGUUAUAACGUGUGAAACUGAGCAAAAAAGCAGUGAUAAGUUUGGGUCACCAUACCAAAUACUUGUUUUCCCACUGGAAAAAGUUGUUUUAGUAGACAAUAGUUAACCUUGCAGCAUUUGUAUUUGCAGUUUACAGUUCCAGAAGUGCGUCGAAAUGGAUUACAUAACUGUUCUUUUUGUUUUAUCCCUGGUGUUUUACAUCUGUCCCAGGCUGACAUCUGCUCUUGGCUGGCCCACUUUGGUAUGGGCUUUAAAUUCACUACCCCAAACACAAUACUGUCAUCUGCUUUAAAAAAAAAAAAAAAAUAAUGCUCAAGAUACUUGAUAAAAUCUCAUUUUGCAGCCAGACAAGCCUUGAAUCCUUUUGGCACUAACUGCAAAGGAAGAUUUUUUUCUCUAGAUAUUGAUUAGCAGCUAGUGCUCCAAUUAGAAGCACGAACUAUAACCUUGAUAAGUAAACAGCAGCUGAUGGUUAACAAGUGGAUCAUCAUGUUCAGUAGUUCAUGCAGCAUGUGAAGUAGUAUAUUGUAAUUGCUGAUUUCUUUUUCUU
Molecule: messenger RNA, 1973 nt
Organism: Kogia breviceps (pygmy sperm whale)
Lineage: Eukaryota; Metazoa; Chordata; Mammalia; Artiodactyla; Physeteridae
Source: RefSeq, a predicted model, not a curated record